AUGGUGCCAUUCAAGCAGUCGUUCCUCCAUCUGGGAGGCGAUUCCAUCUCUGCAAUACAGUUGAUGGCCGUCUGUCGGUCUUCCAACCUGGGUAUCUCAGUUGGCCAAAUCAUGCAGAGCAAGUCAAUCAUCGAACUUGCAUCUCAUGUCGUCACCACCGUCGAAGACGUUGUGCAUGACCAGGAGCUGGAGAAUGAGUCUUUUGACUUGACACCCAUUCAGAAAGUGUACUUUGAGUGUAUGGGUGCUGGGUCUACUCAUUUCAACCAGAGCAUGCUUGUGAGAACCGGACGAGCAAUCACUUCCCGAGAGCUGUCGACGGCUUUGGACACCAUCGUCAAGACACACAGCAUGCUUCGUGCUCGCUUCUUACAAGUCAAUGGCAGCUGGUCUCGACGCAUAAUUGACAACGUCGCUGGCUCGUACACCCUUCGAUCACAUACGAACGUUGACCAAGAUCGCCUCUCUUCAUUGAUCAAAAAGAGCCAGAAAUGUCUGAACAUUGUCGAGAGUCCUCUCUUCACCGACAACAUUUUUGAGAUGGAGGGAGCCAACAACCAAGCGGUUUCAUUUAUCUCUUAUCACCUCGUUGUCGACGUGGUUUCGUGGAAUAUUAUUCUUCAAGAUCUAGAGGGAGUCUUAUCACCAGCCUCCUACAACCCUAUCAAACCACUUUCAUUCCAGACUUGGAGCCAUCUACAACGCGAGCAAGCUCAGGGAACGACACUUCAGAAUGUGUUCCAUGAUGUUCCGAUGCCUCAACAAGAUCUCUCUCACUGGGGAAUACAAGGCAUGCCGAACCUUCAACGCGACUUAACCACCGAAACUAUGGAGGUUGCCGUCGAUGACUCGCUUCUACUAUUGGGUCCUUGCCACGAGGCCCUCUAA
Messenger RNA from Fusarium falciforme, 888 nucleotides. Its product is annotated as Carrier domain-containing protein. Lineage: Eukaryota; Fungi; Ascomycota; Sordariomycetes; Hypocreales; Nectriaceae. The record is from RefSeq and is a predicted model, not a curated record. The transcript has a single exon. Gene Ontology annotation, molecular function: catalytic activity. Bases 1 to 888 code for a protein of 295 amino acids.